This is a messenger RNA of Lethenteron reissneri (Far Eastern brook lamprey), 3834 nucleotides long. It is a transcript of the gene SPATS1, whose product is annotated as spermatogenesis associated serine rich 1. The record is from RefSeq and is a predicted model, not a curated record. Lineage: Eukaryota; Metazoa; Chordata; Hyperoartia; Petromyzontiformes; Petromyzontidae.
GUCGGGGUCUCGAAGUCGACGCGACGGACGCGUGCGGUGAGGAAGCCGCCACCCAAGCGUGGCAGCAGCAGCAGCAAUAGCAGCAGCCACAGACUCGGGGCCAGGUCUCUUAGCAAGUCGCCAUAGCGACGGCCACGAGGCUUCAACAAUCACGGUGCCGGGCAAGGUGACUCAAGCGCGUCUGAGACCAUUCACUUCGCGCUCCGAGCUACUCACUUCUACGAGGGAGAUCAGCCAUGGAACUCGGCUUGAGGUCAUACACUCAGUACAGGAACGCGUCCAGCCGACCCGCCAAGUUCAUCCUGUUUCCGGAGGAAGUCAGCUUCAUCAGACAUUUCCCACAGGCGAACCGUAACACCCACACAGAGUGGGGGUUUUACGAUCCCCGUGGCUUGGACAAGGUGUGCUACGUCGGCAAGAGAUGCCUUCCUUACCAGUGCUCUGGAACGGAGACAGCGUCCGCAGGGCGCAACGGCGUCCCGGUGGUGAGUGCGGGCGACAAGGCGUACCGCGCGGUGGAGUACAGCGCCGGCUUCCACCUCCUGGGCUCCACCAGGGCCCCGCCCAGAUUCAGCGCCGGGGCGAAGCACGCGGCCGACACCUUCAUCCCUCUGCAGCCGCCUCCCAGCGUCCCUCGCACCCCCUAUCGCAAGAAGGCCCAGGAGAUGCAGAGGGCGCUGGAGAUGAUGGAGGUGCAAGCCCUGGACAAGUGGGAGCCCCCGUCGCGAGCGUCCCAUCGCCGCCUCGACGGAGAUCGCGAUUGAGCCGGGCCGCUCGCUUUGCCAGCCACUACGAUGGAGGGCAAGCCUCGGCCUGCCACGGCCUGCCACGGCAAGCCACGGCAAGCCUCGGCCUGUCACAGCCAGCCACGGCAAGUCACGGCCAGCCACGGCUCUCUUAAGCCAGGCAGGCGCACAGCAUGAAAAAAAAAUAAUGAAGUGAGAAAUUCACCUCUCUGUGGACGGCUCUCCGAUGUGGUUUUCAGGUUGUAACUACCGCAUGGCCCGUUCGGUGUGAUGUCCGACGUUUCGCUCCGUGUGCCGAGAGCUUCGUCAGGUUAAUGCAUUUUACUUCCCGCAACUGAACUUCGUGACGUAGCGCGUGGAAAUCCCGCGAGGUUCAAGCCCUCCCAGCGGCAUGUGGUGCGAACCGUCGAAUAUUCAGGAGGUAACCGAGCCCGCAAGCCAUAUCCGGAGAGCCGCUCCGUGUGGUUCGUGUGUUUUAGACGUCGGGUUAUUUGUCUGGUCUCGGUGCCAAGUAGGUAACAUCGAGUACUCGUAGGCAAUUUAAAUAAGUCUUUGUUAGAACUUCGCGACAGGUUAUGAAAAAUCAUCAUCCACACGCAUGGGUCCUUUGAUUGUAGAUGUAUGUUUACAUUCUUUUGCACCGUACGUAAAGCAACCUUCAUAAAUCAGAGGUGCGGGGGGGAGGACAGCAAACUGAACACAAAGAGCAGUUCUAAAGGAGUGAGGAUUAAAAUCGUGAAGCUUUACAACGCGCGUUUGUUCUCGAAAGCGUGCGCUAAGUUGACCGGGUCGCUGUUUGGGGCAAAACGCAUUUUCAUAUUGAAAAUACUCGGCUCGCUCUGGUCCACGUCUCCCACGUCUUAGGGAAAUGCCUCCUCUUUGAUCAACGUGUAGUUCUAUCCGGCGUAAAUCCACGAUAGCAACACAACUUUGCCAACGGAGGUUGACGUUCAACAUUGGGUCAUGCCGUUACGAGAGUUGGCGUGGCCAACACGUUACUGACGGACUAUCAGCUAUGCAGCAUCCACGCUCUCAGACAAAGUUGUGAAGCGGUUACCAAUGAUUUAAAGCUUUCGUGACUGCAGGGAUUCAUCUUCUUGGUUCUUUCGGUAAAGUCACGUAGAAGGGAAAUAAUAAAAAUAAAACAUACUAAAACGCUGUCUCCCCGACAGACCAGGUCUUCACCUGAGGACGGCUGCUUGCGUUGUGGCCGAAACGUCGUGAUAAUUAUUUUAUUAUGUUUGAUUUUUAUUAUUUUAUUAUUUCCCUUCUACGUGACUUUACCGAAAUAACCAAGAAGACGGUUACCAAUGGCCAAAGCCUCUGAAUAACCGGCGGGCACAUACACAUAUUUCACCUUUAAUCAUCCUGAGAACGUCACGUAAAACAUUGUCGCGAAGUGCCACUGAGACAGGAUAGAGAAAAGGAACGCUCCAAUUGUUGUUGUUAACAACGGCUAGAGGGGGGGGGUGGUCUUAAUGGCCACGUCGAAGGCGGUGAGCAGGCUUCGCUCGGAUCCUGGGUUUGAAUCUGGGGGGAUGGAGUUCCUCAUCAUGAUGAUCUGUCACGCGUUUAACGCCGACAUCGUCACCUCUAGGCAUAGCAGCUCUCAAUGUAUUUUGUGUUCCGGCCCCCCAACCAACCCCCCCCCCCUCAGUUGCUCGGGCCACACAAUACAAAGGAGUGGUGACUAAGGCAUCUCUGUUUCACGUUGUGUAAUUGUGCGUGUUGUUAGGCAGUUGCUCCGUGUCGUGAAUUAGCGCGUUUUGUUUCAGUGGGGUGUGUCAGUGAGGUGUGUGCUAGUGAGGUGUGUAUUCGUGUUAGUGAAGUGUGUAUUGGUGUGUUGGUGAGGUAUGUGCUAGUGAGGUGUGUGCUAGUGAGGUGUGUGCUAGUGAGGGGUGUAUUGUGCAUUGGUGUGUUAGUGUCGGCGCAAAGUGGCACCGACGUUGCCCACGCACAUAAAAAAAAAAACUUCUCCUGCACGGCAUCCACUCCCCAACCUGCACUUUAGCCCUCCCCUGAAAGUUGAAAGUGAGUGUCCUGACCCACAGGUUGAGACACCGCUGGUCCCGGCUAUCGUUGAUGGCCACGCAACAAUCCAACAAUCCUCGCUUUCCGCGAUUCGGUGAUUUCUCAGGAUUCCGUCUCGUGUGGCCGAAACUCAGGAAUCGGUCCACUCGCAUCAUAUUUGUCCACAUCUAAGUGGCGUCCCCUCUUCUUUAUUCUGCCUCCUUAUGCAGAGCCACCCAAAGUCCGUGGAGGCCCAGGGAGAUAAUGCCACGUGGCGGUGGUGGUGGUCCUUAUUCAUGACCUUCAAACAUUAAAAAACAUUGUCCAUUGCGGAGCCCUCUUUUGUGUGAGGCCCAGGGAAAUGUGGCCUCUUUCCGUGCCGUCACCCCUCCCGGCAGCCCUGCUCGUGUGCAGUUUCGUUCGCUCCAUGCUCCUCAACGUAACGUCAUUUGGUGGUGCUGCUGCUGCGUUGGCAGUGGUUUGCACAAGCACAGUUGACAGCAAAAACUCCACGCAUUCAUUAUCAAAUAUCACCAUGGCCUUGAAAUAAAUGUAUAUAUAUAUAAACAGGCGACGUUUUGGGCAACGUCCCUUCAUAUGCAGAAUGGCCUUUGCUGAAAACGUCACCGGUGACAUUUCAUUCUUAUUUACUUGAUACAGCUGUCAUGGCUGUGACGGUUCCACCUGAAGACGGAAGCUUGUGUUGCCUCCGAAACGUCGUGAUUUGUAUUUUUUUUAUUUUAUUUUACUUUUACUAAUUUUAAUGUUUUACCUACGUGACUUUACCGAAAAAACCUAAGAAGGUGACAUUCCACUUCAUACAUUUGUAGAGGCAGUGUUACUGAGGGUGUCUUUGUUGUUGUUUGCUAAAUGCAACGCGUGCGGCCUCUGUGUCACUCCACUGCUGGAUGACUGGGCCUCUCCCGCACCGCGCGGGACUCCAGGGUCACUCGACCAUACUUCACCGCGCUGGGCGGCUCGGCGGCAUAGAAGUACAAUACAGCAAGGCCGCAAUUAUAAUAUAUAUUACAUACAUCCCCCGCAAUUUUCAAAUAUGCUCAAAAUGUCCCCCCCCCCC